AUGCGCUUCCUUUCAAAGGGUUGGACCUUUAAAUUGCCUCAAAAGGUGCUGAUAGUCUGCAGCACAGGUUUGGCUGGGAUUAUGCUGCUCAACUACCAGCAAGAUUACACAGUAUGGGUGCUGCCUCUGAUCAUUGUCUGCCUCUUUGCUUUCCUGGUUGCUCAUUGCUUCCUGUCCAUUUACGAAAUGGUUGUGGAUGUAUUAUUCUUGUGUUUUGCCAUUGAUACAAAAUACAAUGAUGGGAGCCCUGGCAGAGAAUUCUAUAUGGAUAAAGUGCUGAUGGAGUUUGUGGAAAACAGUAGGAAAGCAAUGAAAGAAGCUGGUAAGGGAGGCGUUGCUGAUGCCAGAGAGCUCAAACCGAUGGCUUCGGGAGCAAGUUCUGCUUGAACCUAGCCGACGGUUAUGGAACCCAUUGACAUUCCAAAACAAUAUAUACACAUAACUAUGUAUUUGUGUGUGUGGGUGUGUGUAUAUAUGUAUAUGUAUGUGUGUAUAUAUAUAUGUAUAUGUAUAUAUACACACACACACAUAAUCAGCCAAAAUCAGAGAAAAGGAACAGGGAUUUAAUACCUUUUUUAUGCUUAUUUUUGUCAAACAUGUACUCCUUUCAUACGGGUGGCUUUUACAAGGCAAUUGCCGUCAUUUAAUGUUUUCAAUUGUAAACUGUCUUAAUGGAAAUGUUAAAAUUCAUAUCUGAUUAACAUUUUUGAUAACUUAGAGGAGAUUUUAACUUUAGUUAUUUAAAUUAGGUAAAAUAAUUGUACUGAAUCCUGUCUAAGGUUUAUUCAGGGAUGAUUUCCCUGAUGUGUGCAUAAAAUCAAGGUCUUAUUUUACUGAUGCAUAAGUCCUAGUAGAAUGAGACUAGGCAUAUGCUUUCAGAUAAAUGAGGAAUGACUCCAAUCAGUUUUCCCCAAUUAAAGAAGCCAUGUCAUUUUACUUUUAGAAACAUACAAGUGGCCCAGUAUGGGAAUUUUCAUAAUAGUUCAUGCAUUUGUCAGCCAACAUUAAAAAGUAACCAACUCCUCAGGUAUUUGUAGUUUACCCUAAUGCUUCUAUAAGAGAGUAGGCGAAAAAGAAAAGGGUAGAUAAUCUUUCUUAUGCAAACUUUUUUCUUAUAUUCUGUCUUUCUUUCACUUUUGAUUUUAGUAGCAUCCCCCACACAUUUGUGUGCCUGGUUUGAAAGGAAGCUGGGGCACCCAGCAAGGUUAGCCUUUAAGUUUCUGUGUGUUGGUUUGCAGAUGAAGUAAUGCUGGGAGGAAUAAAGAAAGGAGAAAAACGGGAAUACAAAGCACUGAAAAUUCAGUGUGGGGGUCUCUGCUUCAGAGGAACUUCAGUGGCUUAGGGCUACGUGGCUAUUUUAUUCAAAUGCUUCUCUAAAAUCUGACAACAUACUGGCAGGUGCUCCUCUUCUUGGCUUAAUUCAUUAAGUAUCCAGAAUUCUACAAUGUUUAACUGAAGAAUUGGUUAACAUUUUGAUCUUCAAGUGUUGAACUUUCUUUUUGUUUGGGGAUGGGUUUGGGGGUUUUUUGGGGUAUUUUUGUUUUUUAUUCCUGAAGCUUACCAGAUAUGAAUGGCUAAUAUUCCAUUGUUCUGCUUAUUGUAAUGGUGAAUGCUUUAAGAAAAAAAAAAGUGUAAUUUGCUAAGAAUAAUUCAUGAUCUGUUUAUGCGAUAACUCCUUUUUGUUACAAUUUUUUUAAGAAAAGCUAUUUUUGUUAAUGUAAAGUAAAUAUUUCAGAGCAAAUUUUUUAAACUUAUUGCACUAAAUACAGGCUCUGUAAAAAAAAAAAAGCCUCAGCAUUUUAUCAUUCCACAGAAGGAGAAUCUUUUGAAAGAAAGCAUUGCCUCCUACCAGAAUUAGACAAUGAAUUAGACUGGUAUUAUGGAAAUGUAUACUAUUAAUGUCACUAGGGCUUAAUAAGCAGCUGUUCGCUAAUGUGCUUCCUUUCAAAGGGUUGGACCUUUAAAUUGCCUCAAAAGGUAAAUUGUAUUCUUUUUUAAGUAUCCGUGUUCUUUACUCAAGCUAGGCUAAAAUUUGCUAACUGCCUUGGUUUCUUUUCAAAGCUCAUGUAAUAUUUCUGAUUUUUCAGAAUAUUUGCAAUAAGAGUCUGGAUGAAAAAGAACACACACACACAUAGUUAAAAGUUCAUGUCUUGGCAAGAUCUGGGAAACCAACAUUGUGAGAGCAACAAUUAAAAAAAAUUAUUCUCUAGAAGUUAACAUCUAACAUCUAAUAUUGCCAGACAAUAUCAUUGUACUUUUUUAUAAAAAUCAUUUGAAAUGGAAUAAACACAGUUAUGUAACUAACAAUUAUCCAAAUAGUGAGAGAGCAAAUCAUGUAAGAAAAUUCAGAAUACCUUCUGUUUCAUAGCCACACAGAUUUUGGACAUUAAGAAACAUUGGGAACUAAAUUUAGGAUUGGCAAAAGUCUGAAAGAUGGGUAUCAAAACAGAAGACAUUCCAGAGCUAGCUAUUUUAGGAGGUAUCCCUCCAAAAUGACUUGAUGUAAGUCUUUAAUUUGGGAAAUAGGUUCUACUCACUUGGACAUCCCAGCAUCACCAACUCUUGAUGCUCCCUGUUCCAUAUGCUUGUAAUUUCAGCUAUUUGGAAGCCACCAGGAAUGCUUUCUAAUUAUUAUUUGCAACUAGAACUGUAAUCAGAAAGAAAUUUUGUAUUUUUGUAUAACUUGAUUAUGUGCCAUUUUAUAUAACAGGUCCUGUUUUACAAAUAAAUUUUGUUUUACUAACAUUGUGUUUAGAAAUUAUGAUCUAUGUGUAACCAUGUCAUUUGAGUUCCAAAUUAAUUGCCAGGCUGCUUUCCCUAAGUAAAUUUGUGUGCCAUAUAGGUAGAUAUAUGCAAAUAUGCAUAUAUGUUACAUAAGCACACACAGAGAGAUAUUUGAUAUAUAGAAUAUCACUCUCAUAUAAGCUUCAUUCCUUGAUUCAUUUUAUAAAGCCUCACCAGGGCUUUUUAGCAAUAUUUAAGUGUUUUGAGGUUAUGUUUGGAUAUUCCUGCCACCUCUUUCAUUCAUUGCAAGUCAUUUUUCAGCUAGCUAUGGGCUGCCUUACUGCUGUUGCUCGCUGCCUCCAUCUGCUGCCCAAGUGAGAAGAAUAGAUGGCAAACAAAAAUUAUCUGUGAAAUGUGGUUACCUGAAUAAUUUUAUAAACCGUUGACUCUG
Manis javanica (Malayan pangolin) is the source of this 3175-nucleotide messenger RNA. The record is from RefSeq and is a predicted model, not a curated record. Lineage: Eukaryota; Metazoa; Chordata; Mammalia; Pholidota; Manidae.